This is a messenger RNA of Chara braunii, 2295 nucleotides long. Lineage: Eukaryota; Viridiplantae; Streptophyta; Charophyceae; Charales; Characeae. The record is from the annotation of a GenBank genome assembly.
CGUGGUCAUCGAGUCCCGCGCGCCUCGUCUCUCAGCAGCCGGUGCUUCAAGUUGAGCAGGCCAAGUUCCCACGUGCCAUAUCCCUGACGAAUGCGGGUGUCAGAAUGCAGAGGGCAUCCACGGUAUCCAUUGCACUUGGGUUGAUUCUGGUUUUGCUCAGUCUAUGUGUAUAUAUAUAUCCGACGGAGGCGACAUGGAGGUGUUGGAAUGGCCUGACUGUCAGCAAAAGAAGUUAUGGGAGAGUGGAUUGUACAUUGGAGGAGAAUAAGAUCAUCACGAUGUUUCGGGGCUGCCGGAUGCUGUGCCGUAAACAGACGAAAUGUCGCGGGUUCACGUUCAUCCUCGAGCCAGAAAAGUGGUUGGGCGGAAAGUACUGCUGUCAUUUGAAGACGGUGUUUGAUCUAGAUGAUCUGGAGUACAGAGAAGGGUUCACGACAUGCUUAGAAUAUCUUGACGAUGCGAACUUGGUCAGGCAGCCCUGGAUGGGGCCUAAGCAUCGUCCCGCUGCAAGUCUCACACCAGCUGAAGUCCCUUACAGCUAGAGUGCCAACUGACUGUGGGACGAACAACGGAACAACGGAACGUGUGACCAAGGUCUAUACAUGACCAUCAUUUUUUUUCUUUCGGUGUUGUCCUUGUUGUUUGGAUCCGCAUCCGCUUGAAUCCUUCUCUUUAAAAAAAAAAAAAAAAAAAAGAUCACGAGCUUGCUGUCCGCGGUGGGGGUUGUGCAGGCGAUAGCCGCAGCAGCAAAGGAAAGUCUUAGAAUGGAAGAAAUCGCGCACGAGGGCCUCGCCGCAACACCGCGGGAAAUGAGAAAAAAGUUUGAGAGCACUCUCGAACUUGAGGAUGCGCGAAAAAUCCCUUUGAGAGUGCUCAUCGCCUCACUCGUCUCUCGAACAGGGUACCGUCUGACCUGCUGCCAUGGUGUCCGUCCCUUUGUGUGACGGGCUUGUGGACUUGCUCUCCAGAUUUGGGUUGAAGUCAGCAGUGCUUCGAAGCUCCCUCGGAAUGGGCCGUCUGCAGGCGGGGGGUGCAGCAAAGAAGUUUGAGACUACUCUCGAACCGCUCCCCGCUACCCGGCUGCCGUUGUCCCUUUGUGUACAAGUGCUUGUCGCUUUGGGACCCAAAGCCUUGUCGGCCUCAACUUGCUCUUGAGAUUGGGUUGAAGUCGGUGGCGGUGCUUCAAAGCUCUCUUGGAAUGGGCCAUCUGCAGGCGGGUGCAGCAAAGAAGUUUGAGAUUUACUCUCAAACCCCUCCCCCCUACCCUGCUGCCGUUGUCCCUCUGUGUAAAAGUGCUUGUCGUUUUGUGGGCCAGAAGCCUUGCUCUCCAGAUUUGGAUUGAAGUCGGCGGCGGUGCUUCAAAGCUCUCUCGCAAUGGGCCGUCUGCUCUCUCGCAAUGGGCCGUCUGCUCUCUCGCAAUGGGCCGUCUGCCGGCGGGUGCGGCAAAAAACAAAGUUUGAGAUUUACUCUCGAACCCCUCCUCCCUUUCACAUUGCUUCAAAGCUCUCUUGGAAUGGGCUGUCUGCACCCCUCCCUUCGACAGUGACUUCUAAAUCCAAGAGCGAUAGUGUCGACACCACGGGCCUCGAUCCACUACUCUCCACAUGCACAAAAGACAAAAAAUAUGGUGGCGAAGAUGUUUCCAUGUUCUAGCGGAAGAUGCAUUGGCAUUUUGCAUGUUUGGAGAGUUACUGUAGUGAAGCGAGGACCCACCACUCUCAAAAACAUAGAUUUUUUUUUUUUUAAAGGAAAAAAGAAAAAAAAAACAGAGAUUUGAAGAGUGGUGCGGCGAGGCCCAUAGAGUGUUUUUUUUUUAAAUACAACUUAUGUCGCACACCGACAAGAAAACAAAAGCAGCACACUUUUUUUUUUUUCUCUUUCACUUUGCCUUUUCUAUCUCCUCCGUCCGGCACUUUCUUUUCUUUUCAAGUUUUUUUGUCAUUAUUCUUCUCUUCUAUUUUCUUUUUUCCUUGUUUUGUCGGAACAAUGUAUCCACCGUUGUUUAUGUUUUUCUUCCUCCUUUCUUUCUUCGAUCCAGCCCGCGCGCCGUCAUCUGCAGCGCUCGCAAUCUAGGAUCAUUGAUGAUUGGACCUUUUUUUUUUAAGAAAGUCAUCACCCCAAUGCGCCGUCCAUCAUCAAAUGCAGGCCUAUUUUUUCCACUGAUGUGCAGUGAAAAACAAUGUGCGCGUUUGCCAGCGAUGCACUGUUAGCAUUCCUGCAGACGAACGCCUACAACUUUCCGAUGGCCACAGAUGCACGCGAUCCGACGGCAUCAAAUGAAAUUCUCGACUCCAA